CCCAUUUGCCCUUUGAUAAACGAACAUACAACAACAACGACUCAAAUAUAUUCAUAAUGUGAAGAUCGAUUCGGUGAUCAAACAAAGAUUUCAAACUCCAAACAUCCCUUCGUUUUCAAGCAUAGGUUUACAAUUCUGAUUCUGAAUCCAAACUACUCCAAUUUUUAGUCCAUUCGAAAUUUUGAUUGCGAGUCGGUUCGUUCCAAGUAAACCAAUUUCAAUACCAAUUACGAAUCGAUGUCAAUCCCCAAAUCCAAGCAAUCCAAACUCCGAACAACUCAACAACGAAUAAUCGGUUUCGAGCAUAUGUUCGCUUUUAACUUUUGUGGGAGUUACGAAUCUGAGCCCAAAUUAUCAACUCUAAUUCAGAGACUGUUCACAGGCAUUUCAGCUUUUCAUUCUAAAAAUGAUUUCCCUCCCCCUUUUCUUCCCUCCACACGCCGGCCCGCCGCGAAACCUCUAAAAUUCGGCUACCCAGCAGCGUGCCGAAGAUAUUUAAGUAGUACUUCGAAAUUUCAGUUUACAGCUCCACUAUCCUUCGAUGUUCAAGAUUGCUUUGAUAAUACUAAAUGUAAAAGAUCAUCCUCAUUCGGACCUGGUGGGAUUUUAACAAUGGAUCUAAUAUUUCAUCACUCUGGGUCUACACCAUCUGAUGAAUCCGCCUUGGAUUUAGAACGAGUUUACUGUGAGCACCACCACAUGAAUCUCGCUUCACCAAGUCCACCUUUACAAUCUUUCGCCACUACAUCAGCUGGUCAACUCUCUGAAACCAAUGCUGCAUACUUCUCAUGGCCUACUUCCAGCCGAUUAAACGACGCCGCUGAAGACAGAGCUAAUUACUUUGGAAAUCUUUUAAAGGGAGUUUUGCCUGAAACUCUUGGUCGAUUGCCAACUGGACAACGAGCUGCUACAUUGCUUGAACUUAUGACAAUCAGGGCUUUUCAUAGCAAAAUCUUGCGCAGAUGUAGCCUUGGAACUGCAAUUGGGUUCCGUAUUAGGCGUGGAUUACUCACAGAUAUUCCUGCUAUUCUUGUGUUUGUAGCUCGCAAGGUUCACAGACAGUGGCUCAGCCACAUCCAGUGUCUACCCUCUGCUCUUGAGGGACCUGGAGGUGUGUGGUGUGAUGUUGAUGUUGUUGAAUUCUCUUAUUAUGGAGCACCAGCAGCAACUCCAAAAGAACAGUUGUAUUCAGAGCUUGUGGAUGGUUUGCGUGGAAGUGAUCCCUGUAUAGGCUCGGGUUCCCAGGUUGCAAGCCAAGAGAUGUAUGGAACCUUGGGUGCCAUUGUUAAGAGUAGAACCGGAAAUCGACAGGUGGGUUUCCUGACAAAUCGACAUGUGGCAGUUGACUUGGAUUAUCCAAAUCAAAAAAUGUUCCAUCCUUUGCCACCUAGUCUUGGACCUGGUGUUUACCUUGGGGCUGUUGAGAGGGCUACUUCAUUCAUCACUGAUGACCUUUGGUAUGGAAUAUUUGCUGGGACAAACCCAGAAACCUUUGUACGAGCUGACGGGGCUUUCAUCGCGUUUGCCGAAGACUUAAACAUAUCAAACGUGACAACAUCAGUGAAAGGAAUCGGUGAAAUCGGUGGUGUUAAAGUCAUAGACUUGCAGUCUCCAAUCAACAGUAUAAUUGGAAAACAAGUGGCUAAAGUUGGGAGAAGUUCAGGGUUAACAACAGGGACAAUAAUGGCGUAUGCAUUGGAAUACAACGAUGAAAAAGGAAUUUGUUUUUUUACAGAUUUCUUGGUUGUGGGUGAGAACCAACAAACGUUUGAUCUUGAAGGUGAUAGCGGAAGUCUCAUUCUUUUAACAGGACAAGACGGGGAAAAACCGCGGCCUAUUGGAAUUAUUUGGGGUGGGACCGCCAAUCGUGGUCGUUUAAAAUUAAAAGUAGGCCAGCCACCCGAGAAUUGGACAAGUGGCGUUGAUCUUGGCCGCCUUCUUGAUCUUUUGGAACUUGAUCUUAUCACAUCCAAUCAAAGUCUUCAAGCUGCAUUACAAGAUGAAAGAAAUGCAUCGGCAGUAGGGAUUGAUUCGACUGUAGGAGAAUCAUCUGCUCCUGAACAUGAACAGACAUCACCAAAAGAGAAGUAUGAGCCGCUUGGGAUAGAUAUAAUAAAUCUCCAGGAACCUCCAAAAGGAGAUGAAGGUGGCACAGUGGAACAUCAGUUUAUAUCAAGUUUUUCAGAAACAUCUCCAUCUCCUCGCAAAUAUCACACUUUUUCUCCACAUGAAGAAAUUUCUGUCAGCCUACACUUGGGUGAACCCGAACCCAAGAGACAAAAGCAAUCUGACAAAUGAACAACUUUUCAUUUUCAGCUUUGUAUUGCAAUUAUUAUUGGUUUCCGAUUCAUAUUUUCAUAAUUUGGAUGCUAAAAAUGUUAUUAUAGAAAUGCUUGGUGUCAUCGUUUUUGUGUACUUCUGUUGUAUGUAACCACUCUUGAAAGAGUACCAACUAUUAGGCCGCUUUUGUUCAAAAAACAAUAUCUACUCGGAGUCAUGACAAUGAAAAAUUGUUAUUUUUUGUUAUUCCUGUGGAUUCAUCCCUAGAAAAAGACGUGAACGAUCUUUUCAUCCUUAUUAUUGAAAGUAUUCUAAACAAACCUUUGUUGGUGAUUUUAUUGUAAACAAAAUGUUUUGGGUAAAUGAAUUUUACAGACACAAGAGCCUCUUGAAGCGAC
Molecule: messenger RNA, 2678 nt
Organism: Lactuca saligna
Lineage: Eukaryota; Viridiplantae; Streptophyta; Magnoliopsida; Asterales; Asteraceae
Source: the annotation of a GenBank genome assembly